Paramecium pentaurelia is the source of this 2090-nucleotide messenger RNA. The record is from the annotation of a GenBank genome assembly. Lineage: Eukaryota; Ciliophora; Oligohymenophorea; Peniculida; Parameciidae.
AUGAAAAAUAGAACAGUUGUCCUAUUGGUCAUUAUCUACAGUGCUAUCUCAGUUCUUGGAGAACCAGUUGUAGUAUCAUAGUCAUUCUAAGGAAAUGGGUUCAAUGAUGCAGAUGGUAAUUUUAUAAUGUAAUUUGAUAGGCUGGGUUGUAGCUGGUGGACUAGCUCAUGUUACUGAGUGCAGUGGCACAAAAAUGUUUGGAGGCUUUGGUAAAUUUGGUGGCAAAGCGGUUGCAAGCAAGUUAUUUGAAUUGCCUCCUCACUCUUCAAUAAACUUGAAAGUUUAAUUCUGGAAGUAAGAUAGAUUACCUAAGUUUCUUAGAAUUGAUUCAUGGGAUAAUGAAGAAGGAUACAUUUUUGUAGAUGAUUAACUUGUAUGGUCAAGAAAAUUUAGACACAAUGAAGGUGAUGGAUAAAAGUGUGGAUAAGGUGGUGAUUGGAAAGAAAUGACCCUUAAUCUUGAUUUAAAUAUAAAACAUACUGGUGCAACUGCUGUUGUUAUAUUUACAUCAAAUUUGAAUGAAGCUGCCGAUAAUGUAUAUUUUUUGAUCUUAAGAAAUAGGAAUCUUGGGCCAUAAGAGAUUUUGUUUUAUCCGUAGAAAGAUGCCCAGAGGGUUGCUCUGCUUGUUAAGUUGAUGACAAGGCUGAAAAUUGCCAAUUCUGGUAAUCAUUUUCUAGCAGUUGGGGAGCUCUAGAUCAUAACUAAUUAGGAGCUGAUGGUUGGGAAGUUGCAGGUGGAUAAAAGUCAGCUACUGAUUGUGGAGGUAAUGAAUUUUAAAUAUCUUUUUAAAGGUGUUGCUUUAUUCGGUGGAUUCGAUAAAACUGGGUCAAAAACAGUGGUUAGCAAAGUCUUAAAAAUUAACCCCCAUUAUAAAUUAAAAAUUAAAGUUCUUUGGGCUAAGAUUGACUCUUGGGACAAUGAAGCUGCAUAAAUCAAAGUUGAUGGAAAAAUGGUAUGGGAAAGAAGAUUUUAAUGGCAUGAGGGUUACUUUGGUAAGAUCUGUGGUUGCCCUGUCUUUGAAUGGAAAACUAUAUUUGCUAGAACUGAAGUGGAUAUUGAUCAUACUGGUGAUUAAGCUAAAGUUGAAUUUACUUCAACUCUAAAUGAAGCUCCAAACAACGAAUCUUUUGGUUUAAGAGAUUUAUAUAUCUUCUAUGCAUCCUGUUCUGAAAAUUGUGCUGAAUGUACAGGACCUAAAGAAUCUGAUUGCAAGAGUAUUAAAAUUUAUAAUAAUUUAGAAUGUGCUAAUAAUUGGGCUUUAGUUGAUGGUAAAUGUUAAGCUUUACCAAAUUUCAUUCUUUUAGAAUAAUCCUUUUUGGAAGAUAAAUUCACAGGAAUAAAUGGAUGGAUUCUUAAUAAAAAUAAAGGAGGAAGAUUAAUUAAUGAAUGUAGUGGUAAAUCUAUGGUUGGAGGAUUUGAUAUUAUGGGUAUUGGUGCUAGUGCUACUAAAACAUUUGAUAUACCACCACAUAAAAGACUUAGACUCUAAUCUACUCUAUACAAAAUUGAUUCUUGGGAUGGAGAAUUUAUGAUCAUCAAAGUAGAUGGAACUGAUGUAUGGAAAACUUCAUGGAAUCUUUAAACAGGAGGUGCUAAUUUCUGUGGAUAAGGAAUUUGGUUUGAUGGUAUUGUAGGAGUUGAUUAGAUCUUUAAUCAUUAAGCACCAAAGGCAGAAGUUGUAUUUACAUCCACUUUAAAUUAAGAUGCUGCUGAUGGUAAUUAAAUAUUUUUUAAUCUUUUAGAAUCAUGGGGUUUCAGAGAUUUCAAAUUAUGGUAUGAACCUAAGGAAGCUUGUGCAGUUUUCUAUAGUGAAUGCGAUUACAAAGGAGCUUCAUUUGAAUUCUGUUCAAAAUCACCUGAUUUCUAAAAGGAUAACAUUCCCCCAUAAAUUAGAUCUAUUAGAAUUCCACCUUAAGGAAGAGUUACAUUAUAUGAAAGCACAGAUUAUAAUGGAAAGAAGGUCACUUAUACAUCAGAUCAAGCUUGUAUUCAAAACUUUGAUGUAAAAAUUUAAUGUUAUUGCUAUAGUUUUCAUUGAUUUAGAUGAGUGGACAUGUUGAAGGAGGUUGGAUCGAAGUUGAACAAUGAUU